GUGGUGCCCGGCCCGGAAGCGCUCGCGCCGGAGACCCCCGGGUGACCGGGCGGAGGCAUAGACUGCUGCGGGCUCCCACGGUCCCUACCAUGGCCUGGACUAAGUACCAGCUGUUCCUGGCCGGGCUCAUGCUCGUCACCGGUUCCAUCAACACGCUUUCGGCAAAGUGGGCAGACAGAUUCAAGGCCGAGGGCUGUGGAGGAAGCGAGAAGCACAACUUCCAGCACCCCUUCCUGCAGGCAGUGGGCAUGUUCCUGGGAGAGUUCUCUUGCCUGGCUGCCUUCUACCUGCUCCGGUGUAGAGCCUCAAGGCGGUCAGACUCCAGUGUGGACCCCCAGCAGCCUUUCAACCCCCUUCUUUUCUUGCCCCCGGCCCUCUGCGACAUGACCGGGACCAGCAUCAUGUAUGUGGCCCUGAACAUGACCAGUGCCUCCAGCUUCCAGAUGCUCCGAGGUUCAGUGAUCAUAUUCACAGGCCUGUUCUCAGUGGCCUUCCUGGGCCGGAGGCUGGCACCCAGCCAGUGGCUGGGCAUCCUAGCCACCAUCGUGGGGCUGGUGGUCGUGGGCCUGGCCGACCUCCUGAGCAAGCACAGCAGUGAGCACAAGCUCAGUGAAGUGAUCACAGGGGACCUGUUGAUCAUCAUGGCCCAGAUCAUUGUCGCCAUCCAGAUGGUACUGGAAGAGAAGUUUGUCUAUAAACACAACGUGCACCCACUCCGGGCAGUGGGCACAGAGGGCCUCUUCGGCUUCGUGAUCCUGUUGCUGCUCCUGGUGCCUAUGUAUUACAUCCCCGCUGGCUCCUUAAGUGGAAACCCUCAAGGGACCCUGGAGGAUGCCUUGGAUGCCUUCUGUCAGAUUGGCCGGCAGCCACUCAUUGCCCUGGCUCUGUUGGGCAACAUCAGCAGUAUUGCUUUCUUCAACUUUGCGGGCAUCAGUGUCACCAAGGAACUGAGUGCCACUACACGCAUGGUGCUGGACAGCUUGCGCACCGUGGUCAUCUGGGCCGUAAGCCUGGCACUGGGCUGGGAGAACUUCCACCCGCUGCAGAUCCUUGGCUUCCUCAUCCUCCUGAUGGGCACCGCCCUCUACAAUGGGCUGCACUACCCCCUGCUAGCCUGCCUAUCCCGGUGCCGGCACUCUGCGCAGGAGAGCGAGCGAGAGAGACUGCUGGGCAACAGCCGGACUCCCAUCAAUGAGGCCAGCUGAGCUUCCUGGAGGGUCUCUGCUGCUACCCAUUGUUCCCUCUUCACCCUGAAGCCACUCGGGCUGCUGGGCCUUGAAUGUCCUGCCCCCCCCCCAACCUCCUAAGGCAGCUGCCAACAGAGAGGAUGACAUGACACCUGAGUCCUCUUCUCUCCCCACUGCCUAAAGGUGUGAUCCAGUCCCUCCUGCAUCACUAAAGCUAACUCAUGAACUUUAGUGGCAGGAAUUUACAGCAGUAAUAUUUCUGAGUCAUAAACUAGACUAUUGCGAUAGAUUAUCUAGUUUAUGAGUCAUCCAAAAAAGGGAAGUUCAUGAGCAAGUUCAAAGCAGAACUAAGCACCAUAUUUUCUAAAAUGUGGAAAAUACUUAAACAUGUCUGGAGAACUGGUUUUAGCCCAGGCUCUGCUGCAAACUCAGUAAGUGCUCCCCAGCCUGUUAGCUCUGGAAGAUGGAUGUCCGCACAGAAGCCUUUGGUGCCGUCUGGCCCCAGCAUCCCUCAGGUCUCUGCUGUGGACAAUGCAAGAUGAGAGGAAGCGCCCCUGUGUGCUUCCCCUUCCUGUGCCUAUCCUGAUGAUCUCAGUAACUCUCCCCUGCCUCCCUGCCUGGGAAUAGAUCUGAGUGCCAUUCCGGGCAGCCUUUGAUGAUCAUUUUAUGAACUCUAUUUUAAAGAUGGGGAAGUUGGUACUGGCUGGGAACCUGGGGGACCUCAGCCAGGCAGUCAUGUGACUACAGCAGAUGGAACCUAAGGCAUAUCUGGAUCUCAGCUCCAUCCCCAGAAACCUGGAUACCUGGAGAGCCCCAGGAUGACAAGACUUACCAGGAUGGGUAGAGUUAGAGUGAUUCAUUGUGGGCGGGGCCUUUGAGAGUGGGACCCACACGCUGUGUCCCAGGGCCCCUCAGCUCCUUGACACCUGUGUCAUAGGGAGAAAGAAAUAAGCAGUUAGGGUGGUGGAGACAAUGUCGCAGCUGCCUUGUCUUAAAAAAAUGGGGCCUUAGAAUGUUGUUUUAAACUUUUAUUUUUUUAAAAAGGAAUAGAAAACUGGCAGUAUUCAACUUUUUGUGUGGUUGAAGAAAGGGGCACAAGGAGAUUCCUGGGGGUGGCGUCCACAAUGUGGAAAGGUCUAGUAUACCAAAAGCUUAGAAACCCCCUCGUCCUGCGCGCAUCUGUUCAGAUAGAGACAAUAAAGUCCCAAGAAUUGAACUUCCAAGGUCACACUGCU
This is a messenger RNA of Octodon degus (degu), 2422 nucleotides long. RefSeq names its product solute carrier family 35 member F6 (gene Slc35f6). The record is from RefSeq and is a predicted model, not a curated record. Gene Ontology annotation, molecular function: transmembrane transporter activity. The coding region runs from base 90 to 1205 and encodes 371 amino acids. Gene Ontology annotation, cellular component: intracellular membrane-bounded organelle; membrane. Gene Ontology annotation, biological process: transmembrane transport. NCBI's taxonomy places the organism in Eukaryota, Metazoa, Chordata, Mammalia, Rodentia, Octodontidae. The transcript has 6 exons.